GGAGGGGAGCAGGUUAACCCCUUCGGCGCCCCGUCUGCCUUUCCCUCUCUCAGCUUAGUCUCUGCCGUUGCUCGCGGGUACGCGAGGCUUGCCGGAGACAAACAACAAGGAAAUAGCAGGCAGCGCCAGAACAAGGAGGAUAAUUUUUUUUUUUUAAUGACUUCACAAGGAAGAUCGGGUAGGCGCUGGGUGGGGGAGAGCCUCUGCGGGGCCCCCAAAGGCGGGGGGCCGAGACAACAGCCUCCCCCUGCCUAAUUGUAGUUACGCCCCUGGCCCCAAAGCUUGUUUGUCUUCGGAGCACCUGCGUUUGCGUGCCAGCGAGGAGUGGGAGGAGCAGCAGCAGCCCCUGUCGUCUUCGCCGGGGGCUGGCAGAGCUGGGCGGGUGGGCGGUGCUCGCUCGCCUGCCUCCUCCUCCUCCUCCUCGCUCAGCCCGCAGGGCAGAGGUCCAUCCCAGCAGCAGCCGCCCCGAGAAGGGAGCCUGGCUGGCUGGGUGGCUGGGGAGCCUCGUGCAGCGCGAGAGCGGCCCGGCCCGAGAGGGGACUCUCGUCUUUUCCUCUGGAGCCUCAACAGCAGCAUUAGCAGGGAGAAGAUCCAUGAGGUGGGAUCUGGGAGUCAAACACUUUCAUCCCUCAACAAGGAAAUCCUUUGAUUUUUGAUAUUGUUGGAGGCUGCCUUGGAGCAUGAAUGAAAGAUGGGGAAGGAAGACCCAGCUAGCUGCGAAGCAGGAAAAGGCCUUGAGGCCAGACAAGUGAGGAGCACUGGGGAAUUCUGGGAAAGGACCAAGCAGAAGAUGCUGGUUGAGGACAUCAGCAGCGCAGAGGCCCAGCGCCUGCGCUUCAGGCAGUUCUGCUACCAGCAGGCCGAGGGGCCCCGAGAGGUUUGCAGCCGACUCCACAGCCUUUGCCAUCGGUGGCUGAAGCCAGGGAGAGUCACAAAAGCUCAGAUUGUGGACCUGGUGACCCUGGAGCAGUUCUUGAGCAUCCUGCCCCCAGAGCUGGAGAGCUGGAUCAGAGAGUGUGGAGCAGAGACCAGUUCCCAGGCAGUGGCCCUGGCAGAAGGUUUCCUCCUGAGCCAGGCAGAGGACAAGAGGCAGGAAGAACAGCAGGUGCAAGGACUGUUGUCGGAAGCGGCCCCUGACUUCCCUGAGGCCGAGAAGGCUCCAUCAGGCACCAGGCCGAGGCCUCUGUCCAAGGAGAUCCCCAGGCAGGAGGGCAGCAGUGGGGCCACCUUGCUGGGUGCUGGAAUGACGCUCCCAAUGCAUUCUCAGCCCUUCCUUCUGCCUGGUGGGAUGGAAGAUGCUUCAAGACCACCAAAGAAGGGCCAGGUGAGCUUUGAGGAGGUGGCUGUGCUUUUCACGGAAGAGGAGUGGGCUCUGCUGGAUCUGGACCAGAGAACCCUGUACAGGGAAGUCAUGCAGGAGAAUAGGAGGAAUGUGGCCUCUCUGGCAGAUGACAGUGGGGAGAGGAAUACGGAGAGAAUUUGCAAUGGAGGAUUGUUGGAUGAUGUCAGCAGUAAAAAUAGAGGGAAACAGAGAAUGAACACUGAAGCAAAGGAGAAGAACAGGAAUGGAUCUUUGGUUUCCCAUAAUGGAGAAAUCCAUGACCUAAAUUUUCAACCUCAGUGGGAAAUGCACAUAGGAGAGAAACCAUAUAAAUGCUUGAAGUGUGGAAAGAGCUUCAGUGAGAGCAGAACACUUACUAUACAUCAAAGAACCCAUACGAGAAAGAAACAGUAUAAAUGCUUGGAGUAUUCGAAGAGCUCCAUUUGGAGCAAAAAACAUACUAGCCAUCAUAGGACCCAAACUGGAAAGAAAACAUAUACCUGUUUGGAGUGUCGAAAGAGUUUCAGCCAAAGUGGAAACCUCACUUCCCAUCAGAGAACCCAUACAAGGGAGAAAACCUAUAAAUGCUUGGAGUGUGGAAAGAGCUUCAGUGAGAGGGGAAGUCUUACUAGGCAUCAAAGAACCCAUACUGUAGAGAAACCAUAUAAAUGCUUGGAGUGUGGAAAGAGCUUCAGUCAGAGCGGAACACUUACUAGCCAUCAAAGAAUCCAUACUGGAGAGAAACCAUAUAAAUGCUUGGAGUGUGGAAAGAACUUCAGUCAUAGAGGAAGUCUUACUAGCCAUGAAAGAAUCCAUACUGGAGAGAAGCCAUAUAAAUGCUUGGAGUGUGGAAAGAGCUUCAGUGAGAACAGAAAACUUACUAGCCAUCAAAGAAUCCAUACUGGAGAGAAACCAUAUAAAUGCUUGGAGUGUGGAAAGAGCUUCAGUCAUAGAGGAAAUCUUACUGGCCAUCAAAGAAUCCAUACUGGAGAGAAGCCAUAUAAAUGCUUAGAGUGUGGAAAGAGCUUCAGUAAGAGCGGAAAACUUACUAGCCAUCAAAAAAUCCAUACUGGAGAGAAACCAUAUAAAUGCUUUGUGUGUGGAAAGAGCUUCAAUGAGAGCGGACAUCUUACUAGGCAUCAAAGAACCCAUACUGGAGAGAAACCAUAUAAAUGCUUGGAGUGUGGAAAGAGCUUCAGUGACAGUGGAAGCCUUACUAGGCAUCAAAGAACCCAUACUGGAGAGAAACCAUAUAAAUGCUUGGAGUGUGGAAAGAGCUUCAGUCAGACCAUAGAACUUACUGGCCAUCAAAGAACCCAUACUGGAGAGAAACCAUAUAAAUGCUUGGAGUGUGGAAAGAGCUUUAGUCAACGCAGACAUCUUACUUGCCAUCAAAGAACCCAUACUGGUGAGAAACCAUAUAAAUGCUUGGAGUGUGGAAAGAGCUUCAGUGAGAGCGGAACACUUACUAGCCAUCAAAGAAUCCAUACUGGAGAGAAACCAUAUAAAUGCUUGGAGUGUGGAAAGAGCUUCAGUCAUAGAGGAAGUCUUACUAGCCAUCAAAGAAUCCAUACUGGAGAGAAGCCAUAUAAAUGCUUGGAGUGUGGAAAGAGCUUCAUUGAGAGCAGAAAACUUACUAGCCAUCAAAGAAUCCAUACUGGAGAGAAACCAUAUACAUGCGUGGAGUGUGGAAAGAGCUUCAGUGAGAGCGGAAGUCUUACUAGGCAUCAAAGAACCCAUACUGAAGAGAAACCAUAUAAAUGCUUGGAGUGUGGAAAGAGCUUUAGUCAGCACGGACAUCUUACUUGCCAUCAAAGAACCCAUACUGGAGAGAAGCCAUAUAAAUGCUUGGAGUGUGGAAAGAGCUUCAGUGAGAGCCGAACACUUACUAGCCAUCAAAGAAUCCAUACUGGAGAGAAGCCAUAUAAAUGCUUGGACUGUGGAAAGAGCUUCAGUGAGAGCCGAACACUUACUAGCCAUCAAAGAAUCCAUACUGAAGAGAAACCAUAUAAAUGAUUGGAGUGUGGAAAGAGCUUCAGUCAUAGAGGAAUACUUAUUAACCAUCAGGAUCCUUUUGCUUCUGCUCCGCUGGGCUCCUGCCCCGCCCUGCCCGGGUCUCAGUGGCUGGCAGGUGGACACGUGGUCGGCAUCGCACCUGCGUGCAUGCUGGAGCAGGAGGAGAGCACCGGCCAGAUCCGGUGCAAGGUCUACUACGACUCGGUUCUGAGGCUCCAAGGCCUGCUAUCUGCAUGUCCUUCUCUGGGCAGCCAAGGGUGGGGGAGAAUGGAGAAGGCGGAUUCCCAAGGGGUGAUCCAAGUCGCCCUCCUUGUGCCCUCCUUGAAAGGGGAGAGCUUCGAGGAUGUGGUGGCUGGAAAUGGGAAAAGAGGGUGUGGCUUUAAGGAGCUGAGGUUUGCACUCUGCUCCCCAGGAGGCUCCAUUGUGUGGGGAAGCCCAGAGGAGGAGGAGGAAUUGCAAGGACUGUUGUCGGAAGCGGCCCCUGACUUCCCUGAGGAUGAGAAGGCUCCAUCAGGCACCAGGCAGAGGCCUCUGUCCAAGGAGAUCCCCAAGCAGGAGGGCAGCAGUGGGGCCACCUUGCUGGGUGCUGGAAUGACGCUACUGAUGCAUUCUCAGCCCUCCCUUCUGCCUGGUGGGAUGGAAGAUGCUUCAAGACCACCGAAGAAGGGCCAGACUAGGCAUCAAAGAACCCAUACUGGAGAGAAGCCAUAUAAAUGCUUUGAGUACAGGAAGAGCUUCAUUCGGAGCAAAGCUACUAGCCAUCAAAGGACGCAUACUGGAAAGAAAACAUAUACAUGCUUAGAGUGUGGAAAGAGAUUCAGCAAAAGUGCACACCUCACUUCCCAUCAAAGAACCCAUACUGGAGAGAAACCAUAUAAAUGCUUGGAGUGUGGAAAGAGCCUCAGUCAGAGCGGACAUCUUACUUUCCAUCAAAGAACCCAUACUGGAGAGAAACCAUAUAAAUGCUUUGAGUGUGGAAAGAGCUUCAGUCAGAGUGGAAAUCUUACUAUCCAUCAAAGAACCCAUACUGGAGAGAAGCCAUAUAAAUGCUUUGAAUGUGGAAAGAGCUUCAGUGAGAGCAGAAGUCUUACUAGCCAUCAAAGAACCCAUACUGGAGAGAAACCAUAUAAUUGCUUGGAGUGUGGAAAGAGCUUCAGUCAGAGCGGAAGUCUUACUAGCCAGCAAAGAACCCAUACUGGAGUGAAAUCAUAUAAAUGCUUGAACUGUGGAAUAAGCUUCAAUACUCGUGGAAACCUUACUAGCCGUACAGGAACCCAUACUGGAGAGAAACAAUAUAAAUGCUUAGAGUGUGGAAAGAGCUUCAAUGACAGUGGAAGUCUUACUAGUCAUCAAAGAACCCAUACGGGAGAGAAACCAUAUAAAUGCUUGAAGUGUGCAAAGAGAUUCAGUAUGAGCGGACAUCUUACUUGCCAUCAAAGAACCCAUACUGGAGAGAAGCCAUAUAAAUGCUUGGAGUGUGGAAAGAGCUUCAGUCAGAGUGGAAACCUUACUAGCCAUCAAAGAACCCAUACGGGAGAGAAACCAUAUAAAUGCUUUGAGUGUGGAAAGAGCCUCAGUCAGAGCGGACAUCUUACUUGCUAUCAAAGAACCCAUACUGGAGAGAAACCAUAUCAGUGCUUGGAGUGUGGAAAGAGCUUCAGUGAGAGCGGAAAACUUACUAGACAUCAAAGAAACCAUACUGGAGAGAAACCAUAUAAAUGCUUGGAGUGUGGAAAGAGCUUCAGUGAGAGCGGAACACUUACUAGCCAUCAAAGAACCCAUACUGGAGAGAAACCCUAUAAAUGAUUGGACUGUGGAAAGAGCUUCAGUCAGAGCGGAAUACUUAUUAACCAUCAGGAUGCUUGAGGUACAACUGUUGAAUAGGGUAUAUCCUUGGCAUAUUAUUAAGAGAGCGAGACAACGUGCAGACAGUAUCACAGUAUGCAGAAAAGACAUUUAUUUCAGAUUAAAGAAAAGUCUACACAACGCAGGAUCACUGUGAGGUGUCGUGUGUGUAUUGCUUUAAGUAAUAAGUGAGAGUCACUGUAUUUGCAGUAAGUGGUGACUGGCAACAUGUGAGGCCAAUUAACAGGUGUUGAGUACUGACCUGAAGUGAUUGGCCAAAGCCAGCAUAAGAACGAGGCUCAAGGAAGAGCUAACUGUCCACAGUUUUAAAGGCUGCACCACUGUGGUCCACCCGGCUGCCAUGUCUAUGCUAUAUCCUUGUGCCUAAUGUAUAUGUAUGCCUACGUGUAAAAGGAGUUACUGAGCUGCUAUAUCAUGUAAGUUUUCCUCUACUUCAAUAUAAUCUUCAGUUUGAACUAUACCUGUGUCAGAGUGUUCUUACUCAGCCGAGCGGGGUACAAGUGAUUAACUCUGCAAUAGAGGCGCAGCACCAACAGGAGAGAAGCCAUAUAAAUGCUUGGAGUGUGGAAAGAGCUUCAGCCAGAUUGGACAACUUACUAGCCAUCAAAGAACCCAUACUGGAGAGAAGCUAUAUAAAUGCUUGGACUGUGGAAUGAGCUUCAAUACUAUUGGAAACCUUACUAGCCAUCAAAGAACCCAUACUGGAGAGAAACCAUAUAAAUUCUUCGAGUGUGGAAAGAGUUUCAGUAUGAGCGGACAUCUUACUAGGCAUCAAAGAACCCAUACUGGAGAGAAUCCAUAGAAAUGAUUGGAGUGUGGAAAGAGCUUCAGUCAGAGCGGAAGUCUUACUAGCCAUCAAAGAAACCAUACUGUAGUGAAACCAUAUAAAUGCUUGGACUGUGGAAUGAGCUUCAAUACUAUUGGAAACCUUACUAGCCAUCAAAGAACCCAUACUGGAGAGAAACCAUAUAAAUUCUUCGAGUGUGGAAAGAGUUUCAGUAUGAGCGGACAUCUUACUAGGCAUCAAAGAACCCAUACUGGAGAGAAUCCAUAGAAAUGAUUGGAGUGUGGAAAGAGCUUCAGUCAGAGCGGAAGUCUUACUAGCCAUCAAAGAAACCAUACUGGAGAGAAGCCAUAUAAAUGCUUGGAGUGUGGAAAGAGCUUCAGUCAGAGCGGAAGUCUUACUAGCCAUCAAAGAACCCAUACUGGAGAGAAACCAUAUAAAUGCUUGGAGUGUGGAAAGAGCUUCAGUCAGAGCGGAAGUCUUACUAGCCAUCAAAGAACCCAUACUGGAGAGAAACUAUAUAAAUGCCUGGAAUCUAUCAGUCAGCUUCACCUACCUCACAAGGUUGUUUUGAUUAUGGAAUGGAAUGCAGAAUCCUCUGUCUCAGUGGUGCACAAACUGUGUUCUUCAGAUAUGACUGAACAUCAACUCGCAUCAUCCAAAGCCAUAAUAUAUCGAAUUGCUGAACUAUUCAAUAGUUCAUCAGCAUCUGGAGGACCACAUGUUAGGAGCCCCUGCUCUAUCUCCUUCUGGACAAGGGUAUAUAAUUAUUUGUAGUAGUUUUUCUAGUGGUUCUUUGAGUGGAAUGAAAAUGAAAUAAAUAAAUCAAGUCCAUUUCUCUUCUUUCCACCUACCAGGUGGAAACCCAAAAGGUCGUGAGCCUUGAUUAGUUAUUCUAGAUUGAGACUUUCAUCCCACUUCUGAUCACACUUAGAUGUUUUGAAGUGCGAGGCAGGCCCAAAUCUGCUUGGGUUUUGGCUGAUCAGACAGGAACCAGUGGUUGCUGAGCAGUGUGUGCUCUCCAUGGACGUGCCAAGUCCAUGACCAAGAUUUUCCUGCAUUCUGUAAACAAGAUUUGAAGCUGGGAGGAUUUCAAUAAAGUGGAGUGGGAACUGGAUUGGGUCAUUUCACACUGCACGCCCAUUGGGAGUGUGCACUUUGCACUUUGAACCAGCAACCUCUUGCUCCCUAGGCAAGUUACUUCCCUGCUGUGCCAUUAGGUGGCUCUGGGGCAGGGACCCCUUUGUUCUGCUGCCUUAUCUGACUCACUCACAGGCCGCGCUGAACCUUUGAAAGACCCAUUUUAAUCCCCUGUCUAUUCCUCUCUGCCUUUUCUUUCCUGGCUGUAUCAGUUUGCAAGGCUUUAUGCCCAAACCCACAUGAAAUGGGGGUCAGGGGGUCAGGUGCAGGCCACAGAGAAGGAGGACGGCCUUUCCCCUCUCUUUGUGUCUGGAUGAUGAGCAGGACCAGCUGUAAGGCUGGCUCCAGAGUGGGGGGCAAGGAGGCCAGUGUAAGACAAAGCAGAGGGCAUUUGAUUGUAUGGCUCGGUUGACCAGUUUGCUUGACAUUGUUUUCAGGAACACCAGGUGCUUUUCAACCUGUCUGAUGCAAGCUGCUGUUUCAAGACACGUUCCAGACAUGUUUCCAAACCCUCCUACAGUCCCCAAUUUAGUUUGGAGGUGCUUUUCAAAUGUCAAAUUGUGUUCUUUCAGUUUAAAAUGUCAAACUACGUUCUUUCAAGUGUCAUGACAGACCACUUCCCUAAUUUCGUUUGGGUUGCUUCCCCAGUUUAGCUUAGAUUUUAUUUUAUUGAUUUAUUUAUCAGAUUUGUACACCGCCCCAAACCUUCGUCUCUGGGCGCUUUGCAAUAACAUAAAACCAGUUAAAAACAUAUACAGAAACUUAAAAACAAUUUAACAAUUUUAAAAUAACCAGAAAUUAAAACCCCAAAAUAUUAGGAAGCUGAGAAAUCUUGGGCGAAAAGAUGGGUUUUCAGGUGUUUUUUGAAAAUUGCCAGAGAUGGGGAGGAUUGUAUCUCAGCAGGGAGUGCAUUCCACAAUCUUGAGUCAGCGAACGGGAAGGCCCGUCUCUGUGUAUCCACCAAAUGAGUUGGCGGUAACUAGAGACGGACCUCCUCAGAUGACCUCAAGGGGCGGUGGGGCUUGUAAUGAAGAAGACGCUCUCUUAAAUACCCAGGGCCUAGGCCUAGGCCGGGCUUUGUAAGUUAUAACUAACACUUUGUAUUUUGUCCGGAAACCUAUUGGCAGCCAGUGUAAUUCCAUCAGUAAAGGAGUAACAUGGGUUCUCUGAGAUGAUCCAGAGACCAACUUGGCUGCCGCGUUCUGAACCAACUGAAGUUUCCGGACUAUGUACAAAGGCAGCCCCACGUAGAGCGCAUUACAAAAAUCAAGUCUGGAGGUUACCAACAGAUGUACCACUGUUUUGAGGUCGUUGAUCUCAAGAAACGGGCGCAGCUGGCGUAUCAGCCGGAGCUGAUAGAAAGCACCCCUGGCCAGAGCCUCAACCUGAGAAACCAGGGAGAGGUGUGGAUCCAGAAGUACUCCCAGACCACGAACCUGUUCCUUUUGGGGAAGUGUGACCCCAUCUAGAACAGGCAGAUCAAAAUCGUCUCUAGCGUUCUGACCCCACAAAAUAAGUACCUCCGUCUGAUCUGGAUUGAACUUCAGUUUAUUCUCCCUCAUCCAGCCCAUUACUGCUUCUAGGCAGGCAUUUAGGGAGGAUAUGCCAGCUCCUGAAGAAGUUGACAUGGAGAAGUAGAUCUGGGUGUCAUCAGCGUACUGGUAACAGCCAGCUCCAAAUCCCCUGAUGAUCUCUCCCGGCGGUUUCAUGUAGAUGUUAAAAAGCAUUGGAGAAAGUACGGAGGCUUGAGGGACACCAUACUUAAGCUCAGAUUUUGAAGAGCAACGGUCUCCAAUCGACACCAUCUGGAAUCUAUCUGAGAGGUACAAGCGGAACCACUGUAAAACAGUGCCUCCCACCCCCAACACCCUCAGACGUUCCAGAAGGAUACUAUGGUCGAUAGUAUCGAAAGCUGCCAAGAGAUCCAAGAGGACCAACAGAGUCACACUUCCUCUGUCAAUUGCCAAUUGGAGAUCAUCCAUCAGGCCCACCAAGGCAGUCUCCACCCCAUUGCCUGCCCAAAAACCAGUUUGAAAUGGGUCUAGAUAAUCAGUUUCCUCCAAGAUCGCCUGGAGCUGAGAGGCCACCACCCUCUCAUUUACCUUGCCCAGCCAUGGGAGAUUGGAAACAGGCCUAUAAUUGCUCAACUCUGAGGGAUCUAAUGCAGGCUUCUUUAGAAGAGGUCUAAUGAUUGCCUCCUUAAGACAAGGAGGCAUCCUCCCCUCCCUUGGAGAAGCAUUUAUGAUUUCCACCAGGGUGUCUACAACAAUCUCCUUACUAGAUCAAAUAAGACAUGUUGGAUAAGGGUCAAGAGAAUAAGUGGUAGGCCUCACCGCUCCAAGCAGCUUGUCCAAAUCCUCAGGAGUCACAAACCGAAACUGAUCCAGUCGAAUCACAUAAGAGGAGUCGUUGGCCACCUCCAGUUCAGACAUGAAAUUAAUUGUGAAGUCUCCAUCUAGGUUGGAGAGAUUUUAUAUGUGAAAAACUCUUUAAACACAUCACAGUGGGUAACUGAUGACUCUAAAUUCUGGUUGGGGGGGUCAGAUAUUAGUCCCAUCACAACCCUGAACAACUCUGCUGGAUGUGAACUCGCAGAGGUAAUACGGGUAGAAAAGAACCGCCUCUUUGCCGUAUGUAUUGCUUGAGCAUACAUCUUUAAAUAUGCUCUAUGUCACAAUCUGUGAGAUUUGAGUCUUCCUCCAUUUGUGCUCCAGUAACCUACCUUGCCGCUUCAGCCCCUGUAGGUCUUCUGUAUACCAAGGAGCCAAAUUUGAAGCGGGUCGGAGGGGACGCUUGGGAGCAAUCGUGUCUACUGCCCUGGUGAGCAAGUUGUUCCAAUUCUCAACCAGGGCAUCAACAGGGUCACUGGCAAAGCCAACGUUGAAUCCCUCCAAGGCUUCUUGGAAUCUUACUGGAUCCAAUAACCUCUUGGGGCGGAACAUUCUAAUGGGCACCUCGCCCCCUGCGGAGGUGGGAAGUGGUUGUAAGUCCAACCUUAACCAGAUGGUGGUCCAUCCAUGACAAUGGGGAAAUCACAGGAGUCCCCACCCACGGAACACCACCCUGAUCAGCGUAAAAGACCAAAUCAAGCGUGUGACCUGCAAUAUGCGUUGGUCCCGAGACCACUUGGGAUAGGCCCAUAGUUGUCAUGGCCGCUAUGAACUCCUGAGCUACCCCAGACAGGUUGGUCCCGAAAUGAACAUAGUAGUCCUCCAGCACCAAAAGUCUGGGAGACUCCAACGUGAGUUCCACGACCAGGUCUGUGAGCUCAGUAAGGGAUUCCGCUGGGCAGCAGGGUGAUCGGUACACCAACAGAAGUCCCAAUCUAUCCCUGGUCCCCAAACUCAAGUACACACAUUCAAUAUGGUCCGACACCCUAACAGGGACCCUGGUAGGGGAAAUGUUAUCCUUCUAGACCACAGCCACUCCACCUCCCCGCCCACGUCCCCUCACCUGCUCCUCUGCAGAAUAUUCUGGAGGGAGAAGCUGGGGCCAAACUGGACCAUUAGCCUCCCCCAACCAAGUCUCGGUAAUACAUACCAGGUCGGCCCCUUCAUCCAUGAUCAAAUCAUGGAUGAGUUCAGAUUUAUUUUGGACUGACCUGGCAUUACAGAGGAGCAGAGAAAGGCUAUGUGGGUUGUUGGCAGUGCUCCCCGAAGUCAAAGAGCUGGCAGGGCAGCCGGAAGGGGAGACAGCUAUUAAGUUUCUGACUACCCUUCCCCUGGAACGGUCGCUGACCUGCCAAUGUUACUACUUCUAUUCCCCACCACCACCGGGAUAGCUGCCCCAUAGCCAACAAAGGCGCCCCCUGUCCCCCCAUCUCCAGAUGAACCCAAACACAUUACAGCAACUUCAACCCAAGUCUAAAACAGCUUAAAACUAAUUAAACAGAAGUCCUCUAGCCCUUAUCCUCGUUCUCCCCCGAAGUGGCGACCCCCUUUGGUGAUAUUAGAAUAGAACAUGUUCAAACCACAAUGUUUGCAUGUGUUUCGAUCAAAACCUAUGAUGCAGAUUCUGAAAGUUUCAUUUAUGCACAUUUAAGAAUUGACCAAUGGAUUUAUAUGUCAAAAGGGGUGACAAAUUGAAUUAUAGGAUAUCAGUGGUCUGGAUUCUUCUGACCAAUGAUUAUUAGGAAGAGCGAGGAGCAAGGUUGUGUGGGUGAAUCCACAAUUGUACUUAAGAGAUGAUGUGUUAAAGGGUUAACUAAGGAAGGGAAGGAGAGCGAGAGAUAGAGAAGGAGAAAAGACUCGAGGCAAGAAGGGAAAAGAGGAAGUCAAGAGGCCCAAACAGAGAGGCAACCACAAGUGCAACUGCAAGAAACAGGAAGAGGUAUUAUAAAUAUAUCUCUAACCAUUAACUUUUAAUUUCUAACCGAAAGAGGCUGAUAAAUGUUUAAGGUGUACUGAUUGAACGCAGAACUGUCUCUUGCUUCUAUCUACUGAGGACUGUCAAGAAUUGGGUGAGAAUAAAUGCUGUUAACUUUUAA
Molecule: messenger RNA, 11613 nt
Organism: Hemicordylus capensis (graceful crag lizard)
Lineage: Eukaryota; Metazoa; Chordata; Lepidosauria; Squamata; Cordylidae
Product: zinc finger protein 91-like
Biological process (GO): regulation of transcription by RNA polymerase II
Molecular function (GO): RNA polymerase II cis-regulatory region sequence-specific DNA binding; DNA-binding transcription factor activity, RNA polymerase II-specific
Source: RefSeq, a predicted model, not a curated record